UGUCAAGUGAAGGAGGGAUCCCAGGCGCCGCCGCCGCGCGGGGGUCGAGGAGAUUUCGAGCUGCGGCCGCCGCCAUCAGUAGCGCAGCUCUAGGGCCGGCUGUAGCGGCAGCGGCCCCGCCGGGCGUCCUGGCAGCAGCACAUGGAUUAAUUGAUGGACAUUGGGUUUAUGGAGCUACCUUUUUGUGACCCGCUCUUCCUACAGUUUCUAAGAAGAAAAAGGGGCCCCUGAAUCAAAGAAGAUGCCUCGGACUAAACAGAUUCAUCCCAGAAACCUAAGAGACAAAAUUGAAGAAGCACAAAAAGAACUCAAUGGGGCAGAAGUGUCAAAAAAAGAAAUCUUAGAGGCUGGUAUUAAAGGAACUUCAGAAUCACUUAAAGGUGUGAAACGAAAAAAGAUUGUAGCCGAGAAUCACCUGAAAAAAAUACCAAAAUCCCCACUGAGAAAUCCUCUUCAGGCAAAACACAAACAAAAUACAGAAGAGUCAUCUUUUGCCAUUCUUCAGAGUGCGGUGGAGUCCCACAAGAAGCAGAAUCACAGUCCUGUAAAAAAUGGGAAGCAGUUUACCAAACACAAUGGAGAAACCCCUGGGAUAAUUGCCGAGGCCUCUAAAUUGCAAGAGUCUGUCUCCCCGAAGAAGCCCUCGUUUCUGCAGCACCCAUCCGAGCCGCGCCGGUGGAGGUCGGAAGGCUCUGACCCCACCAAGUCCGGUGUCCCCGAGGGAAAAUGUGACUCCAGUUCUCUGUCCAGUAAAAGCAGGACUGACCACCAUGAAUGUAUCUCCUCUCACUGCAGCCCCCCGCCCUCCUCGUAUGCAAACACCGCGUUCGAUGUCUUACUGAAGGCCAUGGAGCCAGAACUGAGCACCUUGUCGCAAAAGGGCUCCUCUUGUGCGGUUAAGAGUGAAAAACUGAAACCAAAUAAAACUGUACGACCCCCUUCUCGCCUGAACAAUAGCCCGAUGGAUGCCCCCGAUCCGACCCCGCAAGAACCGGCCGCCCAAUCACAGCUGCCUCCUCGGACCUCAUACGCCGGGCACGUGUCUGCCGCUCAGAAGAACAACCAAGCGGCACUUCAGGCCGUUUCUCCUUCCUAUAAUCCACGCGAACACCCUGUUUCUAAACCUGGCCAACAAAAUCAGCAGCUACCAGCGUGUUCGGGUUUCGCCAGAUCACUCACGAGUCUGCAGAAUCAGGAGAACGCCCAACUUGAACACGUCUGUAACGCAGCAGUUACGUCCUCCGUAGGUGUGGCUUCACCCUCCAGUAGAACUCAGGUUUCUCCUCCAAACCAGCAAGUGGAUGCUGCCUUGCCGCUGUCAGUGAGCCCCGCCCUUUCCACGCGGUCACCCCCCACGCCAAUGUACAACUCAACUCCUGUCGCCUCUGUCGUUAGUCACAGCGUGGAACAAAUGUGCAAUCUUCUUCUGAAAGAUCAGAAGCCAAAAAAACAAGGAAAAUACAUCUGUGAGUAUUGCAAUCGAGCUUGUGCAAAGCCCAGUGUGCUUUUAAAGCACAUCCGCUCCCACACUGGAGAGCGACCCUAUCCCUGCGUGACCUGCGGGUUUUCAUUUAAAACUAAAAGUAACCUCUACAAGCACAAAAAAUCCCAUGCACAUACUAUCAAACUGGGUCUCGUCUUGCAGCCAGAUGCUGGCGGCUUGUUCAUGUCUCACGAGUCCCCCAAAGCACUUAGUAUCCAUUCAGAUGUGGAAGAUAGUGGGGAGAGUGAAGAGGAGGGCGCUGCUGACGACAGGCAGAACGACCCGGGCUCCAUGGACCUGCAGCCUGUGCAGAUAAUGAAAAUGGUAUCCAGCUCAGAAGCUUUACCAAAAUUGGGUUCCAUUCCAAGCAAUCCAGAUCCUGUGGUAGGUGACUUUUCACUACAGGACAGAUCUUCAGAACCACAGGCUGUGACAGAGUUACCAAAGGUUGUGGUCCACCCCAUCAGUGUGUCCCCUUUAAGAGCUGACAGCCCGAAGGUUACGGAUUCCAAGCCUGAACCUUCUAGUGCACAGAAGCAGAAAGACCUUCAGGUAACCGGUAGACUGUCCCACUCAGCCUGGGCGUCCUCCCUGGAGAUGGAUGAGAAGUCCCAUCAGAAGGGCGACGUGAGUCAGCCGGAGGGAAAACAAGAAUCUCACUUGGGAACGGUACAUGCCCAGCUACAAAGGCAGCAGGCCACCGAUGACUCCCAAGAGCAGCAAGGAAAACUCCUCCUGAGUCCUCGCAGUUUAGGAAGUACGGAUUCUGGUUACUUUUCACGUUCUGAAAGUGCCGACCAAGCAGUGAGUCCACCGACGCCCUUUGCCAGAACGUUCCCCGCCCCGGAGCAGGACUCUAACAAGAAUAAUGGGUCCUCUGCACCUCGUGUCAACACACCAGCAGCUUCGGCUCUUCCAGCAGGUGACAAAGCGUCACUCCUCCCAGGUCCGAUGCGCCCACCUUUGGCGACAAAAACGCUUGAGGAACGGAUAUCAAAGCUUAUCUCAGACAACGAAGCCUUGGUAGAUGACAAGCAACUGGAUAGUGUAAAGCCACGGAGAACCUCUCUCUCACGACGGGGAAGCAUCGAUUCCCCCAAAUCGUACAUAUUUAAGGAUUCUUUCCAGUUUGAUUUAAAACCAAUGGGACGGAGAACAAGUUCAAGCUCUGAUAUACCAAAGUCCCCUUUCACUCCCACAGAGAAAUCAAAGCAAGUGUUUCUUCUCUCUGUACCUUCCCUCGACUGUCUGCCCAUCACCAGAAGUAAUUCUAUGCCUACCACGGGGUACUCAGCAGUCCCUGCGAGCAUCAUCCCUCCCCCACACCCACUGAGAGGAAGUCAGUCCUUUGACGACAAAAUUGGUGCUUUCUAUGACGAUGUCUUUGUACCAGGGCCUAACACUUCUGUGCCCCAAAAUGGGCAUCCCCGCACUCUUGUCAGACAAGCAGCAGUAGAAGACUCUUCAGCAAAUGAAAAUCAUGUUCUCGGUGCCGGGCAGUCCUUGGACGAGAGCCAUCAUGGAGGCAGCCCCGCUGGUGAGACCGCAGCAGCAAGAAGCAAGCCCCCAGCCCCGGGUUCACACUUGGAAAAGAAGAAGACUCAUCAGGGGCGAGGGACCAUGUUUGAGUGUGAGACCUGUAGAAACAGGUACAGGAAACUGGAAAAUUUCGAAAAUCAUAAGAAAUUUUACUGUUCAGAGUUGCACGGACCAAAAACCAAGGUAGCUCUGAGGGACCCUGAGCACAGCCCAGUGCCCAGCGGUGCACAGCCUCCCAUUCUGCACUACAGGGUCGCCAGUGCCACCGGGGUCUGGGAGCAGACGCCCCAGAUACGAAAAAGGAGGAAAAUGAAAAGCGUCGGAGAUGACGACGAACUUCAGCAAAACGAAAGUGGAGCUUCUCCCCAGAGCUCCGAGGGCCUCCGGUUUCAGAGCGCUAUGGGCUCGGUUCCCAGUUUGUCUCAGCAGAACGCUGCCAUAACUGGUGACCAGCCGCCUAGAAAUAUCCAGCUGCAGACCUCCCCGAUUCAGCUCGUGGCCAGAGGCCCCGAGCAGCCCCCGGACCCGAAGCCGUCCCCCGUCAUCGUGGGAGAGCACAUGAACUCGGUUGCCCAGGACAGGACCGAGCCCAAGAGACACGGGGCCGGCAUCUCCGUCAUCCAGCACACGAACUCCCUGAGCAGACCCGGUGCGCUGGACAAGCUGGAGUCUCGUGAAGGCGCUUCCCCCGUUUCUUUCCAGGAGCUGAGAACAGGGAAGCCCGGGUCUCUGCACAUAAGAGGGAUUUCCCAAGAGGAAGGCCGCCUGCCCCAGAACACGUCUCAGCCCGCCGAGCCUGCACUGUCCGAUGCUCUGAGAGGGGACCUUCAGGAAAGUUCCAGAAAGAUCUCAGGUGAGCGACACGUGUUAGGACAGCCCUCAAGACUCGUUCGGCAGCACAACAUCCAAGUCCCAGAAAUCCUGGUCACAGAAGAGCCAGAUCAGGACCUGGAAGGCCAAGGCCACGAUCAGGAGAAGUCUGAGAAGUUCAGUUGGCCUCAACGGAGCGAAACCUUGUCCAAACUGCCAACAGAGAAACUGCCGCCCAAAAAGAAGAGGCUCCGUCUUGCCGCGAUCGAGCACUCCUCAACCGAGUCAAGCUUGGACUCCACUCUCUCCAGGAGUCUAAGCAGGGAGAGUAGUUUAUCUCACACUUCGAGUUUCUCUGCUUCCUUAGACGUAGAGGACGUUUCUAAGACUGAAGCCUCCCCCAAAAUCGAUUUUCCGAAUAAAGCGGAGUUUCUCAUGAUUCCACCUGGCUCUAACACCCUGAACGUUCCUGGGAGCCACCGGGAAAUGAGGCGCGCUGCAUCGGAACAGAUUCACUGCCUGCAAGUGUCGAUGGAGGUCUCUGAUUUCAGAAGUAAAUCAUUCGACUGUGGAAGCAUUACUCCACCUCAGCCAGCACUGCUUGCUGAAUUGCAGCCUCCGACAUCCCCUUCUGGCAUGGGGAUUGCCGGGCACGUGCCUCUCUUGGAAAGACGGAGAGGCCCACUGAUACGGCAGAUCUCUUUGAACAUCACUCCGGAGGGUCAUCUAUCUCCUGGGAACCCAUCCUCUUUCCAGACUAUCACUCGUCCUGGUGUGAACACAGUGCCAUUUCAGGGGCUUCAGCUCACUCAUGCACCUUCACCUGAGUUUCCUGCAAAUACUUUGCACUCCCAGACUCAGAUUAAGGAUCUGCGAGCAGAAACUCUGAGUUCCAGCUCUCCAAACAUCUUUCCUGUUCAACAGCUUCUUGGUAUCCAUUUGUUAAAUCAAAUCCACACGCCCCUUACCCUCCCAGACACACAGAUGUCUCCGCAGGUGUCUACACAGAGUGUCAAACCAGAUGCAAGCCCCGGUGGACAUGUAUCUUCUAAAAGUGAGGAUUGCUUUGCUCCCAAGUACCAACUUCAGUGUCAGGUGGUCCCUUCGACCCAGCCUUGCGCUUCUAACCCUGUACAUCCUCUGCCAAAGCAAGUUCUUUCAGACCCAGCUGGGGCCACCCAUCGUGCGACCUCGUUGACAUUACCAGCCAAGUUAGUAGAAGCCACGUCUAAUUCGUGUCCUCUGCCACCACUGAAGGUCGGGCCUCUCGGCAGUCAGGGGCCAAAGGUGCCAGCAUCCUUGGCGCUGCCCUUGCACCUGCAGAGUCGGGUCCCAGCGUACUGUUUCACCACGGCCACAGCUCUGCCGCAGAUCCUAGUGACCCAAGAUCUAUCCGGUCAGCCGAUUUGCCAGGCUAAUCACAGUAUGGUGCCAAUCAGCGAAGAACAAAAUUCUGUGCCAAAAUCGCAAUACGAUCACCGGAAUGCUUUGCCAAACCCAGAGGGAGAACUUGUCUGUGAGAAUGUUAUUUCAGAGAUGGGCCAAAAUUCGUCUCCAUCAGAAUCCUUGCCUGUAACUCAGAAAAUGUCUGUUGGUAGACUUUCCCCCCAGCAAGAAUCUUCAGCUUCAAGUAAAAGGAUGCUGUCCCCAGCAAAUAGUUUAGACAUUGCCAUGGAAAAGCACCAGAAGCGAGCCAAGGAUGAAAAUGGAGCUGUCUGUGCAACAGAUAGUAGACAGUUGGAAGCACUGAGUUCAAGAGCUCAUGAAGUUGGUAAGCAGAAGAAGCCUGUUCUGGUGAGGCAGGUUUGUACUAUGGAGCCCCUUGAAGCUGUGAUAUCGGAACAGGAUAUUUUUUCUCACCCUGAAGUUAGUAGUGAGGCUCUGCAUUUGACUGAUGUUUCACCAGCUGAUAAUUUGUCGUCAGGACACUCCAAGCCUGUGGUUAUAGAACCUAUAAAAGAAUUGCAGGAAUUUGAAAGCAUCCCGUCGGCCACAUCGCUGACUCUGACAGUUAGAAAUUUAGCUGUACCUGCAGAGAAAACUCAAAUUUCUCCUUCGGAACAUGUAGACAAUAACCAAGAAAGGAAGUCACCAGGGGUUAAAAAUCCAGGCGACAAAGCGAACAUCCAAGAGCAGAGUCAGUCCUCAGCCCCAACUCCUUCCGCCUGUAAGGCGGGUGACACACAGCAGCCGACCUUCCCCAGUCUGAAGACUGCAACCAGCUUCACGUGGUGUUACCUGUUGAGGCAGAAAGCCCUGCACCUGCCCCAGAACGACCAAAAGACUUCGGCCUACACCGAUUGGACCGUGAACGCCAGUAAUCCAAAUCCACUCAGCUUGCCUACCAAAGUGGCUCUCUCUCUCCUGAACUCAAAACAGAAGACUGGAAAAUCUCUAUAUUGUCAAGCAAUAACGACCCAUUUCAAGUCAGAUUUAUUGGUCUAUUCAAGCAGAUGGAAAAGCAGCUUAAGCAAGAGAGCAUUAGGUAAUCAAAAGUCCACAGUAGUUGAAUUCAGCAAUAAAGAUGCCUCUGAAAUUAACAGUGAGCAAGAUAAAGAAAAUUCCUUAAUCAAAAGUGAACCAAGAAGAAUUAAAAUAUUUGAUGGAGGAUAUAAAUCAAAUGAAGAGUAUGUAUAUGUCCGAGGCAGGGGAAGAGGAAAGUACAUUUGUGAAGAAUGCGGAAUCCGUUGUAAGAAACCUAGUAUGUUAAAGAAACACAUACGAACCCAUACAGAUGUCCGCCCCUACCACUGCACUUACUGUAACUUCUCCUUUAAGACUAAAGGAAAUCUGACAAAACACAUGAAGUCCAAGACACAUAGCAAGAAAUGUGUGGAUUUAGGCGUCUCAGUAGGUUUAAUAGAUGAACAAGAUACAGAAGAAUCAGAUGAAAAACAGAGAUUCAGUUACGAGCGGUCUGGAUAUGAUCUGGAAGAAUCCGAUGGCCCAGAUGAGGACGAGAACGAGAACGAAGACGAGGAUGAAGACAGCCAGGCCGAGUCGGUCCUGUCGGCGGCCCCCUCGGCCACGGCCAGCCCGCAGCGCCUUCCGGCUAGAAGCAGCCUCCAGGACUGUCGGAGUGCUGACGAGGACGUCAGGAUUCCUGAUUGCUUUUCUGGGGGACACACGGACCCGAUGGAUGUUCUCCCGAGAGCGUUGCCCACCAAGAUGACCGUGCUUAGCACAGUGCAGUCAGACUACGGCGGGAAGCCGGGGUCUCCAGUAAGGACCAGGCAGCGGGCUGCAGGGGAUGAAGGUGAGGCAGCCGCUUCUGGAGAAUCUGCCAGGUCACCCGAGGCUGCGCCCAGGUCCCCGUGUCACCAGAUGUCUGUGGACUACCCGGAAUCCGAAGAGAUCCUGGGAAGUUCUGUGGCAGGAAAGGCUGUUGCUUUAACACAGGGCCCAUCAUCCGUGAGCCUUCCUCCUCGGGGCAUUGAGCGCAGCCCUCAGCCGGGAGGGGCACCUCCUUGCACGACCUCGCCUCUGCCGGGCGCUCAGGAGCCAAAGCAGCAAGUCACUCUCCAUCCGCCUCCAGGCCUGCCUUCUCCCCAGACGCAUCUGUUCAGCCACCUUCCUCUGCAUUCCCAGCUGCAGUCAAGGACACCGUACCAUAUGCUUCCGGUCGGGGGGAUCCAGGCGGUCCCUGCCGGCCUCACAUACUCCACGUUCGUACCCAUCCAAGCUGGGCCAGUGCAACUCACGAUCCCCACUGUCAACGUCAUUCACAGAACUGUGGGCACCCCCGGGGACUUGACCGCCGAAGUGUCCGGCGCUACCAGCCCCUCCGGAGUGGCUGAAUUGAGCAGCGUGGUGCCCUGUAUUCCCAUCGGCCAAAUCCGCGUGCCGGGCCUGCAGAACCCGAGUCCGCCGGCCUUGCAGCCCCUGCCGGCACUGAGCAUGGAGACCGUCAACAUUUUAGGCCUGGCCAGCGCGAACCUUGGCCCGCAGGUGCGCCCGCCCGGGCUCGCUCUGAACGCCGCCGUGGGGCUGCAGGUGGUGACCGCCAACCCUUCCUCCCAGAGCGGCCCCGUCCCCCCGGCGCCCAUCCCGGGCCUCCAGAUCCUGAACAUCGCCUUGCCCACGCUGAUCCCCUCCGUCGGCCAGGUCACGUUGGACGCCCAGGGAGCCCCCGAGAGGCCCGCUCCACCAAACAGAGCCCGGGAGGCGCCGCCCAAGCAGCCCUCGGCCGCCGGUGCGCACCCGGGCGGCGGGAGCGCGUCGCCGCAGGGCUCGCCCCGAGUCCCGCGGGAAAAUGCACCGAAGGGUCUAGAUCCACCUGCCCCGGCCAGAGACUACGCCAGGCGGGACGGCUCCAGUCGCCCGGACGCGGGGACGGCCGCCUCCGGGAAUCACCCGAAGCCCCGGCACGAACCCCCUGCCGCUCCGGGCAAACCAGCAUCCGGGCCCCCGCCGUCCGGCCGGCAGCCUCGCCCCCUGGACCGGGAGGGACCCGCGGCCCGGCCCCCGGCCACGCCCCCGGCCCCGGCCCGGAGGCAGGCCGCGCAGUUCAGCGAUGUGAGCAGCGACGAGGACGAGGACAGGCUCGUGAUCGCAACCUAGGGGCGCUUUUAUUUGGGGGUUUGGGGUUUUGUUUGGGUUUUGGUUUUCUGGAAUUUUUUUCUUUUUUAUAGAACACAGGUUUCUUUGAAAACCCUCCUUUCCUUAAAGCACAUUUUUCUGACAUAAACUCAUGACUAAUCUUUGUGCAAUCAUGAACUUUUGACCAAUAAUCGUUGUUUUGUGUCAGCUCCAGCCAUUUUUGUACAUGUUGUAUAGACAAUUGUGCCUUUUAGGAGUUUUAUGUUGAGAGACUGUACAGAUUGUUGAAUAUCUAUAUACAUAAAAUAUAUAUUAUAUAUGUAUAUGAAAACCAGGUAGUUAUUUGUGUUUAGCAAAAAAACCUGUCAAAUA
Mesoplodon densirostris (Blainville's beaked whale) is the source of this 8743-nucleotide messenger RNA. It is a transcript of the gene HIVEP1, whose product is annotated as HIVEP zinc finger 1. Gene Ontology annotation, biological process: regulation of transcription by RNA polymerase II. Gene Ontology annotation, molecular function: DNA-binding transcription factor activity, RNA polymerase II-specific; RNA polymerase II cis-regulatory region sequence-specific DNA binding. The transcript is spliced from 9 exons. Gene Ontology annotation, cellular component: nucleus. The record is from RefSeq and is a predicted model, not a curated record. The coding region runs from base 242 to 8392 and encodes 2716 amino acids. NCBI's taxonomy places the organism in Eukaryota, Metazoa, Chordata, Mammalia, Artiodactyla, Ziphiidae.